AUGAAGGACAACAACCUGUUGAACAACCCCUUGGAUGUAUACAGAAAAGAGAAAAUCAAUGGGGACGAUGUGAAUGCGACAGAGAGAGACCACCAGGAGGAUGACAGAAAAAAGGAAGAAAAGCAGUUCCUCCAUGUUGACUCGCUAAGUGAAAUUUCAGUCUCGACUGUGAGCAACAGCACAGGCAUCGACUCAGAUUUAUAUAUGAGUGUUGUCCGGAAAAUUAAAAAAGAAAAAAGGCAAAGAAGACGAGAACGAGAAAGGGAGAGAAGGAGGGCUGAGAAGAGGAAACGGGGAAGCAAGACAAGGAGCAGAACGGGGAGCGGUGGUAGAAGUGGAAAGGAGGACCAGCUGGAGCGGCAGGAGGUUCUGGUGGAUGAAAUGGAUGAACGAAGAGUAGGAACUGAGAAGAAACAAAAAGUAGGAGAAUACAAAGAGCGAGAGAAUGAUAGAAAGGAGGAUAUCGUAAGAAGGGACAAAAGGGAAGACAGAAAAGUAUCCAAGAGGGAGCAUAAAGGGGUAAGCGAAAGGGAUCAAAAAAAGGAGCACAAAAAUGACGACCAAUCAGAGGAAAGGAAGAAGAGGAAGAAGAUAGAGUCAACAUACGAGAAUAGGUCAAAUGAAGACAGAAGGACGAAGAGAAAAAGAGCUUCGAAGGAUAGCUACGAUAGCGACAGAAGACACAGGAAGCAAAAGGAUGGAGACAGGAAAAAAAAACACAAGAGAUCCAGAUCGAGGACAAAAAGUUCUUACGACGAACCCAUUCCCAAGGACCCCUUCAAUCCCCUGCUUCUGGCGUACGAAAAGAGGAAAAAUCACAGGCACAAAAAAAUGAGUGAUGAAGGAUCAAUCACAAGCGAUAGGUGGAGGCACGACAGAUAUGAAAGCUCAUCUGGUGAAGAUGUCGCUCCCGUUAGAGAAGCAAGACCAAAUAAACCUGACCCCAAAAUGGACUUGCAACAUGUGAGGAAAAAUUUGUGGAAGUCUAAGGCGGGGGGCGUCUGCAUUCCUCAAAUAAGCGAAGAUGCAAACUGA
This is a messenger RNA of Plasmodium knowlesi strain H, 1035 nucleotides long. RefSeq names its product conserved Plasmodium protein, unknown function. The transcript is spliced from 5 exons. The coding region runs from base 1 to 1035 and encodes 344 amino acids. NCBI's taxonomy places the organism in Eukaryota, Apicomplexa, Aconoidasida, Haemosporida, Plasmodiidae. The record is from RefSeq and is a predicted model, not a curated record.